UUAGCCAGCGACCGACGAGAACCAUCUCUCAUCGCCUCGCCAAGAAGCAAAUCAGCUUCUCUUUCCAACCGCUCCCACCGCCCAAGAAACCUCCAACGGCAGCAAGCAACCAUGUGGGUGACCUCCAUGCCGCAGGUGUGGGACGAGGAGGCGAGGAGCGGCAAGGGCGCCGCGGCCGGCAUGGUGACCCCCGCGCCGGCCACCGCGCUGCUGGGCUCGCUGGCCGGCUGGCUCUCCCGCGUCGCGGACCCGCCGGCGCCCACGGUCUGCGGCGCGCCGGGCGGGCCGCCCGUGACGGCGCCCAGGGUGACGCUCCGGGACGGGCGGCACCUCGCCUACUGCGAGAGCGGCGUGCCCAAGGAGCAGGCCCGGUUCAAGGUCGUCUUCUCCCACGGCUUCACCGGCUCCCGCGAGGACAGCGUCCGCGCCACCCAGGAAGUGGCUGAAGAGCUAGGCGUGUACAUGGUGGGGUUCGAUCGUGCCGGCUACGGCGAGAGCGAUCCGAACCCCAACCGAUCCGUGAAGAGCGCCGCGCUCGACGUCGAGGAGCUCGCGGACGCGCUAGGACUGGGCCCUAAGUUCUACGUGAUCGGCAUCUCCCUUGGCUGCCAUGCUGUCUGGGGCGCCCUCAAGUACAUCCCCGAAAGGAUUGCUGGAGCCGCGAUGAUGGCGCCCGUGGUGAACCACUGGUGGCCAAGCUUCCCCGCCGACCUUGCUGCGGAGGUGUACAACAAGCAGGAGGUGGGCGACCAGUGGGCGCUGCGCGUGUCGCACCACGCCCCCGGCAUCCUCCACUGGUGGAUGGACCAGAGCUGGCUGCCCACCUCCACGGUCGUGGCCGGCACCACCCCGCUCCCCAACAAGCGCGACGCCAAUAUCCGAAACAUGAUUAAGGCAGACGGCACGUUCGAGAAGAAGAAGGAACUAGCGACGCAGCAAGGCAUCCAUGAGUCGUACUACCGCGACAUGAUGGUGAUGUUCGGCAAGUGGGAGUUCGACCCGAUGAGCCUGCCGAAGCCGCCCUGCCCCGUCCACAUCUGGCAGGGCGACGAGGACGGGCUGGUGCCGGUGGUGCUGCAGAGAUACAUUGCCAGCAAGCUCAGCUGGGUGAACUACCACGAGCUCUCCGAAACCGGGCACUUCCUGUCGCCUGUCCCAGGGCUAGGAGACACCGUUCUUAGGACCCUCUUCAGCCAAAGUUGAGCUCGCGACGUAGCAGUUGUCAGAAGCAGCAGCUCGGAACAUAUGGUUGCUUGCUGAAGUAUAGCGUUCUUCCGGUACAUUGAUUUGUUCUAAGGUGGUCGGGUAAUCGCUGAUUGGCGAUGAUGAUGUGUUAUAGAUGAAAGGGGUGGUGUAAGAUGAACUUUUUUUUUUGUCGUGGAUGUCGCCGCACGUGGCCAGAAUGUCUGCGCAAAAUUGUGCUUAAACCUUGGAAACGAGAAAGUGGAACUAUUAUACCAUGAUCUUUAGUA
This is a messenger RNA of Lolium rigidum, 1472 nucleotides long. RefSeq lists its product as uncharacterized. The transcript has 4 exons. Lineage: Eukaryota; Viridiplantae; Streptophyta; Magnoliopsida; Poales; Poaceae. The record is from RefSeq and is a predicted model, not a curated record. The coding region runs from base 112 to 1203 and encodes 363 amino acids.